Molecule: messenger RNA, 719 nt
Organism: Drosophila bipectinata
Lineage: Eukaryota; Metazoa; Arthropoda; Insecta; Diptera; Drosophilidae
Gene: Lamtor1
Product: Late endosomal/lysosomal adaptor, MAPK and MTOR activator 1
Biological process (GO): lysosome organization; endosomal transport; positive regulation of TOR signaling
Cellular component (GO): lysosome; late endosome membrane; membrane raft
Molecular function (GO): molecular adaptor activity; guanyl-nucleotide exchange factor activity
Source: RefSeq, a predicted model, not a curated record
UAUUGUUGAACGCUGAAAAAUGCUGAAAGCACAUCACUAGAAAUUCUAAAAACAUCGAAAACUGCAUUAAAAUUACUUAAAAAAUGGAUUAUAUACACUCCGUUUGGAAUUACCUGGCCUCGAUCUGCAACUGCUGGCAAUGCACCGAAGACACAGGAGCUCAGCCGAACGAGCCAAACGAGAGGACACACCUUCUAGUAGAUCCCGUGAACCACAGCCCGGCCCUCCGGAGAAGCAACUCGGAUGGCCUGAGCAACGACUACGCCCACUCGCUACCCAAGAAGGAUGACCAGACCGCUCUAUCCAGAUUGGUUCAAAAUACAGCCAUAAACAUGAUCAAUGUUGGUGCCAUGGACUGCCAUAGCUUGGAGCACCAGGAGUACACUGACAGAAUAAGAUUGUACUCGCAGAGGUUGCACCAGCAGUGGAGUAAUGUACAACACCCCAGUGUCAUACUGAAAGGCCUCUUAAAAGACGUCCCCAGCCAUCAGUUCUAUUUAGCAAAGCCUCUUUAUCCGGAGGACACAGCUCAAAUGAAGGACUUUAUUGAGAAAGCGCAUGUGAGUGUCUCACAUAUUCAAAUUGACCACAAGGAGGCAGUGGUUGUGCCCUUCCGGAUUCCCUGAUUAGUUUAUUAAAAUAAAUUAAGAUGCAGUGAUAAAUUAAUAUGAAAUCAAAAAAAUAUAUUGGUACUAAGUAACCUUUGAAUAUUCAGGUAA